Molecule: messenger RNA, 450 nt
Organism: Kalmanozyma brasiliensis GHG001
Lineage: Eukaryota; Fungi; Basidiomycota; Ustilaginomycetes; Ustilaginales
Exons: 1
Coding region: 1-450 (149 amino acids)
Source: RefSeq, a predicted model, not a curated record
AUGCGAGCAGAGGAUCUUCCAUGGCAUCCUAAGACAAACCGCCCGCUCAAGUCGGGCGCAGAUCUGCUGUUCGACUACUUUACCGAGGAAGGAUCGAUUCAAGGCAUGACCGAGGACUAUCUGCUGUGCCUGGGCAAAGCACCCGGCCUCGACAAUGAAGCGAUGACUCAAUGGACGCUCAGAGGAUUGAAGUCGGCGUUCGAGGCAGUCAAGUCGAUAUCAGGAGCGCCGGCACAUCUCGUCGUUCUGUGGGGCGGCGAAGACUUCAUGAUACCGCGCAAAGGAAGGGAGUGGCUUGACUCGGUGCUCAAAGAUGCGAAGUUUGCGAGCACGAUCAAGUAUCAGCAAUGGGAGAUGGCGGAAGGCGGUCACGAUGCCACUUUGUUCUCUGAAGAAGUGAUGCUGGACGUGAUCAGGUUCGUUGCCGACGACAACACAGAGUCAACCUAG